This is a messenger RNA of Empidonax traillii (willow flycatcher), 2013 nucleotides long. It is a transcript of the gene DPH7, whose product is annotated as diphthamide biosynthesis 7. The coding region runs from base 7 to 1530 and encodes 507 amino acids. Lineage: Eukaryota; Metazoa; Chordata; Aves; Passeriformes; Tyrannidae. The transcript is spliced from 9 exons. Gene Ontology annotation, molecular function: protein binding. The record is from RefSeq and is a predicted model, not a curated record.
CCCGCCAUGGCCGCGCCGUGCCGGACGCGCACGCUGCAGGUGGUGGACACGGAGUUCAGCGCGGACGCGGUGGAGUGGUGCCCGGUGGAGGGCUGGCACAGCAUCCUGGCCUGCGGCACCUACCACCUGCGCCCGCCCGCAGAGAGCGAUUCCCGAGGCAGCUCUAAUGGGGCCUGUGACCGUACCGGGCGUCUCUACCUGUACCACUACAACGAGGAGCAGCCCUACAUCCCACUGACCGAAAUCCAGCGCAUCGACACGGCCGCUGUCCUGGACAUCAAAUGGUGCCAUGUUCCUGUUGCAGAACAUCCCAUGGUCGGCAUUGCAAACUCCACGGGCGCCGUGGAGUUUUGCCACCUGACUGGAAGUGAGAAGAACAGCUGCAUGUUGGAGCCACGCUUCAGGGUGGAUCUCGGCGCACAGCGACUGGCCCUGUCCUUGGACUGGUCCACGGGACGGGAGCAGUGUGGAUGUCCUUUGAGAGUGAUCAGCAGUGAUUCAGAGGGGAAGCUGAACCUUUUCUCCAUAGAUGAAUCUGCUCCUUCUGUGCAUGUCCUGAGCCAGUGGGAAGCUCACAAAUUUGAGGCCUGGAUUGCUGCUUUCAAUUACUGGGACACCGAUAUCGUGUACUCAGGAGGGGAUGACAGUCUGCUGAAGGGCUGGGACACCAGGUGCAGUCCAGAGGCUCCAGUGUUCACCAGCAGGAGACAUUCCAUGGGUGUGUGCAGCAUUCAGUGCAGUCCCCACCGCGAGAACCUCCUGGCCACGGGCAGCUACGACGAGCACGUGCUGCUGUGGGACAGCAGGAACAUGAAGCAGCCCCUGGCUGACACCCACGUGGAAGGAGGGGUGUGGAGGCUGAAGUGGCACCCCACGCGUGAUUUCGUGCUGCUGGCAGCCUGCAUGCAGAGUGGAUUCAAGAUCCUGGACUGCCGUGGGAGCCUGGCGGAGAACACGGAGGAGUGUGUCAUCCUGUCAUCCUACGUCCUGCACAACUCCCUGGCCUACGGGGCCGACUGGUCCAGGCUGUGUCCCAGGGAUUCCCUGCCUGCAGCACAGUGCCAGCCUUUGGAGGAGCUCCCGGGAGCAGAGGAAGGAGACGAGAGGCUGAAUUUGCAGGUCCAAAACCUGAAGAUAAUUUACGAGUCUCCUACAGCUACUUUUGAUGUGAUCCUGGAUGAGGAGAGCGAGGGCCCUGCUGGAGCGGGGGCGGCUCCCAGGCUGGCUGGGGAUCCUGGCCCGGCCAGGGGCUCUGCCUUGAAGGGCAGUUUAGACCUGGCUGGGGGCCCAGACCCCGGCUCAGCCAGGGGCUCUGAGCCCAGAGCCAGGAGCCCCAACAGGACAGGCCUGGACAGCACUGGGGGCUCAGCCAGGUCCCCAGACAGCCCCAAAGAGACGAGCAUCGUGGCCACUUGUUCCUUCUACGACAACAUCCUCCAUGUCUGGAGGUGGGAGAUGAGCCUGGGCACCACUCCUGAUGUGCCAAGUCCCGGAUCUCCAUCCAGAAGAACAGCUGAAAGUCUGCAUUGACCACUCCCAAGGCAGAGGGGGCAGGAAAACCCCUGAACUGAGAGUGACAGCUGAACUUAACGCCCUGCCUAACUCCUGUUGGGCCUUCCCAGUUUUAUUGCUGAACUUGGCAGUCCUUCAAGGCCCACACUGAUGGAAUUCCUGGUGUUUUAUUUUCAGCACAGGGGAAAGCCUUUGCUUAGAGGCCUGUGGUUAAGCACAGACAGCUUUAUUUAGUUUUCCCCUUAAUGUCCUGGUUCCAAGGGGGACAGCCCUCCUCUCACAGGCUUUGAACCUCAGGUUUGGGUCCUUUCAAGGCUGGUUUGCAUUUCACAUUGUUCUGUUCAGCCUGUUCUCCUCCUUCCAUCACAAACCAGACUGUGCUGCUGUGAGUGCAACCCAGCAUGUGAUCAGAAGGUUCCCUGAAUGUCUUGUAAAAGCCCCUGAGCAGAGGCUGAUGUGCAAACCAGGCCCUUGAGAAGAGCUCAGGCAGGCCAGGCACAG